Molecule: messenger RNA, 3063 nt
Organism: Hypoxylon trugodes
Lineage: Eukaryota; Fungi; Ascomycota; Sordariomycetes; Xylariales; Hypoxylaceae
Exons: 4
Coding region: 99-2921 (940 amino acids)
Cellular component (GO): nucleus; cytoplasm
Molecular function (GO): protein binding
Source: RefSeq, a predicted model, not a curated record
CAGCGUAAAUGAGCCGAUUAGGCUUCCUACAACCUCUUUGCAUCGUUACUAGAUACCAUCUAAUUCUGCGCACGUAGGACGGCGAGUUAUCUACGGCUAUGGAAGCCGCUGGAUUGGGCAUCGGUGUCGUAGGGCUAGCUGGCUUGUUCGGCACCGUUCGGGAUAUCCACGAGGCGGUCAACUCUUAUAAGGAGUUUGAUCUCGAGUCACGGCCUCAUUUCGUCCAGCGCGACGCUGCUAAGGCUUCCUACCAGCAAUGGAGUGAGAGUGUGGGAUAUGACCAAGGCGAGCUUAAGGACAACCACCACAAGGCUCUCGAUAGCCCCGCGGUGCUCUCUAUCGUUCGCGAGAUCGUACAAUGCAUUCACGAGAUCGACGGCGACGCAGGGAAUAACGCGUCACAUAUAUCGUCUCAGUCUCGCCCGGCAGAUCCGGCGUCCCGGGACCCGCAUAGUCGCCGUAAAAAACCGGUACAACUUGAAAAGUUCCAAGGAUCGGCAUCACGAAGGACCAAGCUUGCCUGGGCUUUGGGUGGCAAGGAAAAGAUAUCGAACCAGACCGAACUUGUCGCCGCCUUGCUCCAGUAUCUCCGUGAAUUGGUUCCGCCUCAACAACCAAGCGACACAGGUCAUACGCAAAUCGGUCCAGAGGCCCAUGCAAUAGAAACUUUGUCUUCACGACUUCAACAAACUAUAAGGAUGCUCGAAGACAACGAAGAGAAACGUAGAAUCGACGAUUUCAAAAGAGGCUUAGCUUCUUGGUUGGGAACCACUUGGACAACCACCAUGUACGAUACCUUCAUCCAGAGGCGACUGCACGAUACCUGCGACUGGAUCUUCGAACGCUCCGAAUUUCGUAAUUGGGAGGCUACAGAUUCGUCGGGAAUUGCCAAGGUUUUGUGGAUCCACGGGCCCGCCGGAUACGGCAAGACGAUCUUGUGCGCAAGAGUGGUUGAACAUCUAGCAGCCCACUUUCCACUUGCCUAUUACUUCUUUUCGUCUGACUCCGACAGCCGUGCGGACCCCUUGGUUAUUGUACGGUCCUGGAUUUCCCAGAGGAUUUCUCAAGAUCAACAAGCGUUCGCAUUGGCGCGCGGACGAUGGGAGGCCACCGAGGGACGACCCGCAUCGCAGGUCGAAAUCAUGGAGCUGUUCACGUUAAUCGCUCAAAGCACGCCAAACUGCAUUUUUAUUGUCGAUGGUCUUGAUGAGUGCGCUGGGGCCGGGCACGACGGGAAAGCAGAUCACUGGAGUUCUCUCAUAGGAUUCUUGACGUCUCUUAAGCAGGCCGUUUCUAACGUCAAAUCGCGACUGAUUGUCGUUAGUCGCAAUGAACCCGAUAUUAGAGAUGGCCUGCGUGCAGAAGUAAGUGGUGCCAAUUGGGACUUGGUCGAGUGUUGUAUAGGCCCCGACGAUGUUCGGCCCGACGCUACCCUAUUCUCGCAAAGCAUAGUCGACCAAAAAUUAAGGAACAAAAGCCAGGCCCAACGGGAAGAUCUUGCACGGAAGAUGGUCGAUCGGUCCGAGUCGAUGUUCCUAUGGAUUAAAAUGCUAGACGGGCAGCUACGGGGUGGGAAAGGGCAGGGACAGCUACAGCGAGCAGUCGAGCAAGCACCUACGAACUUGGGUAGUCUUUACGAUCGAAACUGGAGAAGAAUCACGGAGCUACCUGAUGCCGAUAGAGACCGAGCAAUGGCGAUUAUCAGAUGGGCUACAUUCGCCUUGCGUCCGAUGACGAUUCUCGAGAUCACCAACGCACUACUUCUUGUUGACGCAGAAUGCGAUGACCUAUUGGAAGAGCUUCCGGAUGCAAUUGACAACGAAUAUAUCGCAACCGAGAUCUUAGAUCUUUGCGCAUCUCUGAUCGAAACUCGAGGAACAAGCUCGGAUCCCGCGGCGCUAACCAUCCACCUAACCCAUUUUUCCGUCAGACAAUAUAUCCUUUGCUGUAUGCCGGCUCCUGGAGACGAGUUACUCCCAAACGAGCAGUUACGAGCCGGAAACGAGAAAGUGCAAAGCAACGUUCUGGCUAUAAUAUGCUUGCGUUACUUAACAAAUUACAAUGAAGUAUGGGAAGAGUCAUGGGAAGAGUCACGGCAAGGAGAAAAGAGUCGUAUGAUCCGAGCAUUUCGGCAAUAUGCGACAGAUUCGUGGUAUCGACAUACCGAACGCAGCGCUUUUAACUUCAAAGGGGUGAUUGAACAUGCCAAUGCUUUCUUCGACCCGUCUUGUACCAAAUGGGAAGGGUGGAGGAAAUUAGGCGAUCCUAGCUUACAGGACGAUAUGUUGCAAUAUCAAGGCAAUAUUCAAUCAGGAAGUCGACUAUUCUACGCGUCGUUGCUUGGUAUGCUAGAAACAAUGACAUACCUGAUAGAAAAUGCUGGGCUAGACAUAGACCAUAUUGAUGGAUCUAAUCGCACAGCGUUGCUCGCAGCAGCGAGUAAAAGUUGGAGUUUGGGAAUCAUACGUCUUCUAGAACAAGGGGCGAACCCGGAUAUUGCAAGCAACGAAGGGAGAACGCCUGUAUACGUUGCUGCAAGAAAUGGCCAUCUCGAAGUGGUUCGACUACUACUCGAGAAAAGAGCUGAUCUUACAGUUCCAAAUAAUAACGGAUGGACGCCACUGAACUCGGCUUCAAAUAAUGGCCACCUCGAAGUGGUUCGACUGCUACUUGAGAAAGGAGCUGAUCUUGCAGUUCCAAGUAAUGACGGAUGGACGCCAAUUUAUGCGGCUUCUUUUAAGGGCCACCUCGAAGUGGUUCGACUGCUACUCGAGAAAGGAGCUGAUCUUGCAGUUCCAAGUAAUGACGGAUGGACGCCAAUUUAUGCGGCUUCUUCUAAGGGUCACCUCGAAGUGGUUCGACUGCUACUUGAGAAAGGAGCUGAUCCUGCAGUUCCAAUAAUGACGGAUGGACGCCACUAAACUCGGCUUCAGAUUCGGGCCACCUCGAAGUGGUUCGACUGCUACUUGAGAAAGGAGCUGAUCUCGCAGUUGUCAAUAAUGACGGAUGGACGCCACUAAACUCGGCUUCUUUUAAGGGCCACCUCGAAGUGGUUCGACUGCU